GUUAGCCUUAUUCUUCAUCGAGACCUCUCGCCGUCUCGUUAUUUCAUCUCCAUUUCCUUUUUUCCCAUUCCAACCCUGUUUCCUCUCCGAGCACUGUAAUCCAUGACGAUCCGCCGGCUCCUAAACCUAGCCCGCCGCUCUCGCCCGCCUCUCGGAGGCUGUCAGCGCAAAAAUCAAGCGCCUCGAGGACCCCGACCCUCGUUUUCUCCGCUUCGCCUCACCUCACCCAUCCAUCGCUGACCACACCGACAUUCUCUCUGCACCCGAGACGCGUGUGACGACGCUCCCUAACGGCCUCCGCAUCGCUACGGAAUCCACGCUCGCAUCCCCCACUGCCACUGUGGGCGUCUGGAUUGAUGCCGGAAGCCGAUUCGAGACUGACGAGACAAACGGUACCGCACAUUUUCUAGAGCACAUGAUUUUCAAGGGAACGGCGGAGCGGACGGUGAGGCAGCUCGAGGAGGAGAUCGAGAACAUGGGGGGCCAUCUUAAUGCUUAUACUUCUAGGGAGCAGACGACGUAUUAUGCAAAGGUGUUGGCGAAGGACGUGCCCAAUGCACUCGAGAUCCUGGCGGAUAUACUGCAGAACUCCAGCUUUGAUGAAUCUAGGAUUAAUCGGGAGCGAGAUGUCAUCCUUCGCGAGAUGGAAGAGGUUGAAGGACAGGCAGAAGAAGUGAUUUUCGACCAUUUGCAUGCGACUGCAUUUCAGUACACUCCAUUAGGGAGAACUAUACUGGGAUCUUCUCAGAACAUCAAAACAAUAACGAAAGAUCAUCUUAAGAACUACAUAUCAACACAUUACACUGCUCCCAGAAUGGUCAUUUCUGCUGCUGGUGCUGUAAAGCACGAGGAAAUAGUUGAGCUCGUCAAGAAGCAGUUUACAAAGCUCUCAACAGAUCCAGCUACAGCUUCUCAGUUGGUUGCACGAGAACCGGCAUAUUUUACAGGCUCUGAGGUCCGGUUAAUAGAUGAUGACCUUCCGCUUGCACAAUUUGCUGUUGCUUUUGCUGGGGCAUCAUGGACAGAUCCAGACUCUAUUCCUUUGAUGGUUAUGCAGUCUAUGCUUGGUUCUUGGAACAAAAGUUCUGGCGGUGGAAAGCAUGCGGGCUCUGAGUUGGUUCAGCGUAUUGCCAUUAAUGAAAUUGCUGAGAGCGUCAUGGCAUUUAAUACUAACUACAAGGAUACUGGUCUUUUUGGUGUUUAUGCAAUGUGUAAGGCCGAUUGUGUGGAUGAUUUGGCCUGGGCAAUCAUGCAAGAGAUUAGCAAACUAUCUUACCGAGUGUCAGAAGCUGAUGUUAUUCGUGCUCGUAAUCAGCUGAAAUCCUCCUUACAACUGCAUAUUGAUGGCACAAGUCCUGUUGCUGAGGAUAUUGGCCGUCAGCUACUGACUUACGGCCGAAGGAUACCCGUUGCUGAGCUCUUUGCACGGAUUGAUGCAGUUGAUCCUAGCACGGUAAAGAGAGUUGCUAACCGCUUCAUCUUUGAUCAGGACGUUGCCAUUGCUGCCAUGGGGCCUAUUCAGAAGCUCCCUGACUACAACUGGUUCAGGCGCAGAACUUAUCUGCUCCGCUACUAGGCCCAUUUUAUACUGCAUUUGGCUGUUUAUUUUCUCACGUGUCCUUCAGAAUAAGCUUCAAGUACGCUUGUUUCCUCAAUUCCAUAAAUGUAUGAUCAGGUGGGUUUAUGGUAGAAGUAUUUUUUUUCAAUAUUGUCUCAAUUUUGUUCUGUAUCAUCUCAAUCUAUAUAUAUCUCUAAUGUGACUAAAAUGCAUUGUUCAACUUUCUUUUGGAUUA
Messenger RNA from Phalaenopsis equestris, 1793 nucleotides. RefSeq names its product probable mitochondrial-processing peptidase subunit beta, mitochondrial. Gene Ontology annotation, molecular function: metal ion binding; metalloendopeptidase activity. Gene Ontology annotation, biological process: proteolysis. Gene Ontology annotation, cellular component: mitochondrion. Lineage: Eukaryota; Viridiplantae; Streptophyta; Magnoliopsida; Asparagales; Orchidaceae. The record is from RefSeq and is a predicted model, not a curated record.